CAAUAAAGUCAAUGGCGGAUGAAUGAAUACGAAGGAAAGCCGCUUGUCGAAACCAACUUUGUCCCAUUUGUUCAUAAACAAAUACUCAACUUUAAGUUAAAAAGUGGUUAUAACAGAUUUUGAUUAAAGACUCAUUUAAAUAAGCAAAAUGUCUCGUUCUGUCCGUGCGGAAACUAGAAACCGUGUCAAAGAUGAUAUCAAAAGGGUAAUGCAAGCCGUGGAAAAAGUUCGCCAUUGGGAGAAAAAAUGGGUGACUAUCGGUGAAACGACGAUGAAAAUUUAUAAAUGGGUUCCAAUAUCUACUAAUGAGCAAAAGAAGAAACACGCGGCUAAACGUGAGAAUAAGGAGAACACAUUGACGCCGAAGAAGGUGCACGACUCCUCUAACUCUAACUUCGGCAUGGCGGAAGAUUCCAACACCUGUUUUUCUACAGUUAGUGACUCUCAAGGGCCAACUGAGUUUACAUCAACAACUAUGAAUUUCUCGGAAGACUCCAACUCCCAGAGUAGUGGCACCACAACACCCGCCAAGCGGUUAAAAACUGACUGAGGCUUGCUCAACAUAUAAGUUAUCUGCGCUGCAAGCCGCUGUAAGACUUUACUUGCGUUACACAGACGUUAUGGACAUGUUGGUAUGUGCUGUGAGUUUAUUUCAUAAGUGUGCAUUCAAGGAGCUAGUAUCAAUUGACCACUUUGCAUUCAAGUGUUUUAGUUUUAUACUUUUAGAAACAUAUGACCAUUAGUUCAAAGAUGUGUUCUUAAUUAAUAUUGGUCUCUGAACGAGAGUCAUGUCAUUUUGUUUGAGUCUAUCAUUAGCAUAAUUCAUUUACUUGCUAGUUCAAGGUGUUCUUUCUAUUGUAAAUAUUAUUUCGGUUUCAUAAAAUGUGACUUAAUUAGAUUUAUUUUAGCAAUAUUACUAAUUUAAUUAUUUUUGCAGGAUGUGAUAUUGAUCACAUAAUGUUGUAUGUCAGACAGUACAAAGCCAUAUAGUGUGUUGUUCAGUGCUAACACAACACAUUAUACUUAACACAAUAUGUUGGUUACUUAGCUUAUGCCAAUAUUGCCACUGUUGCCCUAAUACUGUAGUGUACAGUGCAACUUGCUUAUAAUAAUAGGAUAUUUGCUUUUGGAACAAUUAGUUAUAAAUGGCAGCCAAUAAAUGGUAAUUUUUUAUGGAAUAUAUUUUUUCUACAUUCAGUAGUACAGUAAAGUUUAAGUUUUGAAUAAUGUCAUGUGUCAUGGCCUAUGAAGUCACAAGCUAAUAAUUAUACAUAACCAGUAAUAAUUGAAUCAACAUUUUAGUAUUUUGACUCUGUGAGAAAAUAUUGUAAAAUGGAGUU
Messenger RNA from Helicoverpa armigera (cotton bollworm), 1340 nucleotides. It is a transcript of the gene BCL7-like, whose product is annotated as B-cell CLL/lymphoma 7 protein family member A. Lineage: Eukaryota; Metazoa; Arthropoda; Insecta; Lepidoptera; Noctuidae. The coding region runs from base 149 to 550 and encodes 133 amino acids. The record is from RefSeq and is a predicted model, not a curated record. The transcript has 3 exons.